CAUGGAUGUCCCAGUACUUGAUAGAAGAGUAGAUGAUGGAAUAGGGUACAUGGACCUGGUCAAGAGAGAUAACCUCAAGAUAGCAACAUAUAAUGUACUUCCAGCACCCAAAUGAGGGAUCUCAAGGUGGCUUAGUGCUCCCAGGUUACGUUAUAACUAUCAAAUCGAUACUUUGCUUCCAUCUUUGGACGCAGAUAUCAUCUUUCUUCAAGGGUGUACAAGAGAGUAUUUGAGACUUUUGUUGCAAAGUUCUUUACUGGAGAAAUAUAUGGGGUCUAGCCACGAGGCCACAAGAGAUAAACAGAAUUUUCCAGUUGUAUUAUCUACAAUCCCAUUUGAGGAGUUGCUAAUUAGGGAUAGGGCCAUUUACUGCCUUUUUGAGUGCAAUAACAAGCCAUUUGUAUUAAUCAAUAUUCACCUUAACACUCUUGGAAGUUCGAAAUCCAUGAGAGCAAUAGAACUGUCAAAGAUAAACCAGAACUUACAGAUAAUUUGAGAACUUGCAGAUGACGAGAGUCAAAAGAGCAGGAUUAGACAAGCGCUUGAUAACAAUAACAUCAUGAUUUUGGGUGACUUCAACAUGCAUUUUCCUUCAGAAAACAAGACACUAGAGUCUUUGAAUUACACAGAUUUGUGGCUAGAUAAGCACUCUCAUCUGUCAGGAUAUACUUAUGAUGGAAAAACAAAUAAGCUUCUGUGGAGUCUACAACAGUUUGAUAACAGAAGACUGAGAUUAGAUAGAAUUGCUCUAAAGAGACAUAGCCAGAUUGAGGCUGAAAAUAUCCAGCUGUUUGGAAAUAAACCAAUUAACCCAUGGUUCAAACAAAGGCUCUUCCCAACUAUGCCAAGCGAUCAUUAUGGAAUAAUGCUCAAGUUUAAAAUUAAUGAUGUUAAAACUGAGGAUAACAGGUUCGGCAUGUAUCAUGAUGAGUUUGGCAUGCUGCCUCGAAACACUACAGGAUAUCGCAGCCCUAUGAAAAUAUGGGUUUAUAGAAUCAUAGCGUCAUGGGUUGUCUUCAUAACGCUUGCCCUGCUAUGCUACUACCUGUGCAGCUUUUUUAAUGCCUCAUAAGUUUCAAUA
Molecule: messenger RNA, 1081 nt
Organism: Moneuplotes crassus
Lineage: Eukaryota; Ciliophora; Spirotrichea; Euplotida; Euplotidae
Source: the annotation of a GenBank genome assembly